Molecule: messenger RNA, 1814 nt
Organism: Neurospora tetraspora
Lineage: Eukaryota; Fungi; Ascomycota; Sordariomycetes; Sordariales; Sordariaceae
Exons: 2
Coding region: 189-1718 (509 amino acids)
Source: RefSeq, a predicted model, not a curated record
CCAUCUCGGACUCUCACGCUGCCUUCGAUAUAAGUCUUGGAGCUCUCCCGUCCCGUCCCACGACCGCCUCUGUUCUGACCCCUCCCCACAUCUCCUCCAUUCACACACAACGUUGAACGUCCAUUCCUCUUCACUUCUUACUUCACAACUUAACACAUAGCCAGCCCAUACAUCCACAACUUAACAAAAUGUCAUCAAGUCAUAGAAGACAAGGCUCGAGCCAGAGCACCUCCAGUGGCCACUCCCACCAGCAGAGCCACGACUCGUUCGAGUCCCACCUCACUCACUCUACCGCCCCUACAUCUCUCUAUUCCACCCAUGACCACUACUUCUCAGACCACAAGGCUAUGGGAACAUCGACAAGGCCGGAUGAAGAAGACCUGUAUAUUCCCUCUUCUUAUCACCACUCGCAACCCAAGCCAUAUGUCUACCAGGACGACGUCAGCCCGGCCACUUCGCUCUACCCACGUUCCUCAGUCGAGACCUACGCCUCCACGACAGCCUCAUCCCAAGAUCUCGACGCCAUGGACCUUGACGACGAAUCACCCGUGGAGGCCGAGGACACCAGCAUCCCGCCGCUCCCUACGUACCGUCGUGAACUUGUGGAACCCAACGUCCGGGCAACCACCCCUCAGGAUUUCGCCAAGCUGUUCCCCUCGCUCAACCGUCUGUCCAUCCGUCACGAUGAGUACACGUCGGACGGGAACAUGAACCUGCGCAUCGACACUGUCGUCACUGGCCGCAGAAGAACCGUCUAUCAACUCUUCCAUCUGCGCAUGUACGACUUGGCCAAGCGGGAGUUCUCUCUGCGUCGGUACUGCCGUGACUCCGGGCGUGAGGUCUGCAACUCGAAGCGCAAGUACGCCGAGUCGUCGGCAUCGGCCAAGGCCAAGUCUAGGGCUGCCUCCAGGGAUGAUGUCAACAAGAGCCACCACGAGCGUCCAACCUUGAAGCGCUCCAUGUCGACGGCUAUCAAGACGCUCAGUGCUGCGACCAAGUCCAAGCCCGUCCUUCGGCGCACAACAACGUCCGGUGCUGCAUCUAUCUGCUCCAGCCGACCCAACACCAGCGACUCGUGCUACGGUGACGAUGAGUUGUGCCACCACAGCAACUCUUCGCGCAUGUCUCUCACUUCCAAGGGGAAGGCCCACCGUGCCGUUCCCACCAACACCAUCAAGCUUGAAUUCAGCAACUAUGCCCGUGUUGAUGUGCACCGCCGUGGUGGUAAGAGCAACAAGCGGUACGAAUUUGAGUGGUGGGGUCACAACUAUGCCUGGAAGCGCUCUGUCGACAAGCAAAUGGGGGGUCAAGUUUCAUUCCACCUCAUCCGCGACGGAAACACCAGCGCCCCGGUCGCCCACAUUGUUCCCGAGACUCGAUCGCCCGCCCAGGUUGAUGCCGACGAGCGUGCUGGUGGAUGGGUUCCCCCAUGCUUCAUGUGGAUCGCUGAUGAGACGAUCAUUGAUGCUGUCACCGAUGUUGCUGAUGUUAUCAUGGCUUCUGGCCUCAUGGCUCUUGUCGACGACUGCAUCAAGGAGAAGUGGCAGACCUCCAAGAAGGUCCACCGCAUCCCCUUGACACACAGAACCGUCAGCCUUCCUAGCAUUGACGCCAGCCCACGAUCCAUCAUGCAGCACGUCUUCGGUCGGCGGCACUCGCAAGCUCAGUCUCAGCAACCUACUCCGAUGCGGCUUGAUCAACCCAUAGCAGCCUGCUAAACGAAGUCUUUCACUUCACCAAUUGUUCUUGCGGUCUUCACCGGUUCUAUCUCCUUUGUCACUAUCACGAUAAACUUUGCGAUUCACAUCGGCUUU